Messenger RNA from Poecile atricapillus (Black-capped chickadee), 4910 nucleotides. RefSeq names its product anoctamin-6-like. Gene Ontology annotation, molecular function: protein dimerization activity; chloride channel activity. Gene Ontology annotation, cellular component: plasma membrane. Gene Ontology annotation, biological process: calcium activated phosphatidylserine scrambling; calcium activated phosphatidylcholine scrambling; chloride transmembrane transport. Bases 77 to 2311 code for a protein of 744 amino acids. The transcript has 18 exons. The record is from RefSeq and is a predicted model, not a curated record. Lineage: Eukaryota; Metazoa; Chordata; Aves; Passeriformes; Paridae.
GGGGCUGGCCGGGCUCGGGGCGGGCUCGCUCCCCGGCGGCAGGGGAGCGGGCGCGGGGCACCGCAACUUCGGCAAGAUGAGUGUGGAGAACCAAGAUGUGCUGCUGGAUCUGGAGGGGGAGGAGGAGGAGGAGGAGGAGGAAGAAGAUGAUGAUGGGGAGAUCGUCUUGGAACUGAACCGGGUGAUUAUUCCCACUUACGGAACUGUGCCAGAGCAGCAAACCCUUCAUACUCCUGAAUGGGUGGAUUUUGAUGAUAAGACUGACUCCUUGUUCUUCAAAGAUGGGCAGCGAAGAAUUGACUUUGUUUUGGUGUAUGAAGAUGAAAGUAAAAAAAUGACUCAUAAGAGGAGUGAUCGUAAAAAUCAAAAGAGGAAGAGACAAGUAUAUGAAUCCAACCUGAUAAACAAUGGCUUGCAACUAGAAGCGACGAGAUCGGUUUUAGAUGAGAAACUUAUUUUUGUGAAAGUGCAUGCACCUUGGGAAGUGCUGUGCACGUAUGCCGAGGUUAUGCACAUCAAACUGCCUCUGCAACACAAUGACCUGAAAACCCAAGACUCAGCUUUCAACUGGUUCAGUAGGCUCUUCAGGGUGGAUGAAAAUAUCAUCAAACCUGAGCAAGAGUUUUUCACUGCCCCUUUUCAAAUGGAGUAUUUGUCCAGCUUCUAUAUCCAAGACAAAGACACUUUUUUCAAUCCUGCAACCAGAAGCCGAAUUGUUCAUUUUAUCCUGUCCCGUGUGGAAUACGCAACAAAAAAUAAUGUGAAAAAGUUUGGCAUUAACAAAUUACUGGACACUGGAAUCUACAAAGCAGCAUUUCCUCUCCAUGAUUCAAGUUUUAGGCACCUGUCAACUGAUCCCAACUGCCCGAGUGAACGAUAUCUCCUCUACAGAGAAUGGGCUCAUCCUAAAAACAUUUUCAAACUGCAACCCCUGGAUUUCAUCAGGAAAUACUAUGGAGAGAAAAUUGGCAUCUACUUUGCUUGGCUGGGCUUUUACACAAAUAUGCUGACUGUGGCUGCAGUUGUAGGAGUUGGAUGUUUUCUGUAUGGAUUCCUGACAAAGGACAACUGCACGUGGAGCCAAGAAGUAUGUGACCCCAACAUAGGAGGUAAAAUCAUAAUGUGCCCUCAGUGUGAUAAAGUAUGUACCUACUGGAACCUCACCAUCACUUGUGAAUCAUCCAAGAAACUCUGUAUAUUUGAUAGCUUUGGAACACUGGUGUUUGCAGUAUUUAUGGGAAUAUGGGUUACUUUUUUUUUGGAGUUUUGGAAGCGACGGCAGGCUGAACUGGAGUACGAGUGGGACACAGUUGAGUACUUGGAGCAGGAAGAGCAAGUCCGCCCAGAGUACGAAGCUCGCUGCACUCAGGUAGUGAUGAAUGAAAUCACACAGGAGGAAGAAUAUGUGCCAUACACUGCAUGUGGGAAGUGCGUACGGAUGACUUUCUGUACAAGUGCCAUCUUCUUCUGGAUCCUUUUGAUUAUUGCUUCAGUUGUUGGAAUCAUUGUCUACAGGCUCUCAGUUUUCCUGGUGUUCUCUGCCAAGUUGUCACAGCACAUCAGUGGAACGGAGGUGAUCCGCAAGUACCUGACUCCACAGACGGCCACGUCAGUAACGGCUUCGCUCAUCAGCUUUGUAGUCAUUAUGAUUCUCAACAUCAUCUAUGAAAAAGUGGCAAUCCUGAUCACUGACUUCGAACUUCCAAGGACACAGACUGAUUAUGAAAACAGUCUGACCACAAAGAUGUUCUUGUUCCAGUUUGUCAACUACUAUUCUUCAUGCUUCUACAUAGCCUUCUUUAAGGGUAAAUUUGUAGGUCACCCUGGAAGUCCAGUUUAUUGGCUAGGAAAGUACCGCAAUGAAGAGUGUGAUCCAGGUGGAUGUCUCCUUGAGCUCACAACCCAGCUUGCCAUCAUAGUAGGAGGGAAAGCGAUCUGGAACAACAUUCAAGAAGUUCUUGUUCCUUUGGUCAAGAAUCUAAUUGGAAGAUAUUCUGCAGCUGCUAGAUCAGAAAAAGUUAUUCCACGUUGGGAACAUGACUACCACCUCCAACCCUUUGGAAAACUUGGACUAUUUUAUGAGUAUCUUGAAAUGGUUAUACAGUUUGGCUUUGUGACCCUGUUUGUGGCAUCGUUCCCCCUGGCUCCUCUCCUGGCCCUUAUGAACAACAUGUUGGAAAUCCGGUUGGAUGCGUGGAAGCUGACAACCCAGUUCAGGCGCAUGGUUCCACAGAAGGCACAGGACAUUGGCGCCUGGCAGCCCAUCCUGCAGGGCAUAGCCAUCCUGGCCGUGGUCACCAAUGGACAGUAAUGCCACAGACCAUCCAUGUGGAAUAGCCUUUCUCUACAAGGUCACUGUUUUCUUCUGUUAUCAGAGAGAUCCAAAUAUGUUAUGCUAUUGGACAACUCUAUUUCCUAGUCAAUCCAGCUGGAUUUUCUAAUACCAAUAUGAAAGUAGAAGCUGAACAUUAACAUUACUUUAAAAUACUGUACCUUAUCACAGUUUUCUUGGUAUUCAGGGCAGAUUUGAAGUGGCUUUGGUGACCUCAUGUUGACCAGGCCAUGUGUUAGGAAUGUGUUUGUGCCCUGCCCUCCACACUUGAUGUCAGUGUGCAAACAGAACAUCGGCCGCUCACCUCCGUGGGGCUGUUGGCGUGCGAGAGGCUCAGCCAGAGACUGCCACAUUCAAACAGCCCCUCUGCACGUGCUGUGAGGACCUCAAAGAGAUUGGUAUUUAUUGCUAAUGAAGUGUGGGCCAUAAAGCCAUGUGCUUGAGCAAAUGCUAGAAGCUGUUUUCCUCCUUUAAGUGUGUUUCUUUUUUUGUUUGACAUCCAGGAACUGAUCCAAGUCAUCAGUCUUUCCUUUACCAACCCUGCCUUGAUUUUACCUUAGUGCCCAGAAAGGGUUCCUUCUCUUCUACAUGACUUGUUACAGCUGAUUAUCCUUGGGUAGUGUAUCACCUCCUUCAUGCACCUUCUCCUUCAUGCAUGUUACCUUUGUAGCAGCUGCUAGUACUUGCAAGCAAUUUUUGCACAAAGCUACCAGUUUUGAGAGUUGCCGUGAGGCACUGGACUUGCUAUUGCAUCUGUUGUUGAUUUGAAGACUGAUUUUAAUUAGUUAUGGUAUAAAUGGAAAACUGUGUGCAGUAAAGCUUGGGAAGCAAAGAAUGUGCUGUUUGUUUGUAGUUCUCCAGUGCAAUACUCUGAAAUGCAGCCCAUAAUUCAAGAGGAAAAAAGUUUUCCUUUGAGAGGAUGCCGUAGGAUUAGCUCUCGUAUUUCUGUCCUUGAAGCUCUCCGGAGCACAUCUGGAGAUCAUUCUGAGAAAGGGAAGAGAGUGAGAUAGGGUUCAGAUUUAGGAUGAUGAGAGACCUGGGGCCUUUCAGAAAAGAUUCAGUAAGAUCAAGUAUUAAGCUCUGUACCAGAAUCUUUCUGAUACAAAGAAGCAGCAUCAAACUCAUUUGGUCCAAAGGGAGAAGGAAUUAUUUUGGCUUAUUGAUAAGUUGAUAUUAAUUCAUUUGUGGUCUGACUAGAUGAGCUAAUGAACAGAAAGAAAGUUUAUUUAACAAGAAUUUUCUAUGCUUGUAAUUCAGACUACAAAUACUCUACUUGUACUCUACUUUUAACUCUACUUCAGAGUUAAAAACAGAGUAAUUUAGCUGUGAGGUCGUCUCCCUGCAAGUGCAAGACACAGUAAUAUCUACUUCUUGUCAGUCAAAAACACCUACUCAGCAUGUAAAUAUAAACAACACAUAAUUUUCACUUCAUUUCACACUGGCAUGUAAUGCUUAAAAACAGUAUUUAAAAGUGCAUGCCAACUACAUUUGAUCUAAGCCAAAGUGCAGUACAAGAAAAACACCUUAUCCUUGAAAAUUUUCAAUGAGUUUUAGACCUAGGAUGCCUCCCUGUUAUUUGUCAUCAGCCAAACUUUCUCUCAACUGAAUUCACUUGUAGCAAUAAUCUGGAGAACUAAAUGCAGGUCUGGGACCACAGUCUCAAAAGGAUUGUUUCUGCAAAUUUUAUCUUAACUACAGUGCACCUCCUCAGGUUCUUCAAAAGGUAAGACACUAGGAUAUUAUUCAUCAUUUGGCAGUGGUGCUACUUGAGGUAGGGUGGGUCUUGUCCCCUUUUCAACUCCCUGUCUUUCUCCCUCAGUCCUGUCUCUUGCAUUGUGCUGGCACCAGCACUGUACAAACACAUGAUGAAUCAGACCAGGGAAAGGAUCCAGUGGUGAUUCCCAGUCAGAUCAGCAUUGUCAUCUGAUCUGCUGCAUGGGCCCAGAAAUGCCCAAGCCAGUGCAGAGCUCGAGUCGACUGCUAGAGGCAGAGGCAGGAGGUUGUUUUAGCUAGCACUGCCACCAAAGUAUUUUUCAAGGAACUGUAGAGGAGGUACCCACAUUUUUUUUUUCACCUUUUCUCCUCUCUCCCCUUCCCUUCUUCUACAACUGUUACAAAUACCUCCUCAGGCUGAGACUGGCUGGCUGGGAAUGCUGCACAAAAAUGGAGAUUUUUCUUUCCCAUGUCAUCAAAAUAAGGAAAUAUAGACUUCAUGAAUUGCAGACUAGCAUGGUGGUGAAUAAAUACAGAUAUUAACCAGUUUUUAUGCUCCUCUGUUACCCAUUGACUUUGCCCCUAACUCUGUCCCAUGAUUCUCCUGUGGUUUUUCUGCCUCUUUUAUACAUCUCUGCCUAAACCUUCCUCCUGAUCUCAUCAGAUCUCUACUUCACACCUUUUUCCUCCAUGUCUCUGCCCUGGUUCUUUCCAUCCAUGUUGUCAAGUGGGUAUUUAUAUCCUGAUACGGGACAAAACACUUCUCUUUCAGUCCUGGAGUGCACCUAGUCACUCCUUCCCAGGCGCUGGGCACCAGAGACGCCUGUUGUCAUGAGCUGGCUGGGCAGCCUCUUGCUAAAUACUC